GUAUUUUUACACCACUUAUCUACGUAUAACUAGAACAAGAGAGAGGCAGGAUAUUGGCGAGCACUGCCACGUGAUACGUCUCACGCGAGACCUUGUUUACUCCCCACGCGUAUUACAAAUCUUGUGCUGUUCUGGUCAGUUCGGUCCUAUACAUAAAUAGUCAAGCUGAGAUGGAGAGCCGACUACCUACGCGCGAUACGCGCAAGCGGGAAAGCGACAGCCAUGAGCCGAGUUCUACCUCCAAACGACCAUACGGAGCGACGAUGGAUCCUCAAGCGCUCAGGGGUCUGGGCGAGGCCUUGAAGAUCCUACCCGUGCCCACUGAUACCGAUGACCUUGAAACAACAUCAAGAAAGAUGCAGGAUCUCGCGAGGGUUGUCAUGGAAGGCAAUAGCCUGGCGCUCUGGACGGGGUUGAGAAUGGCACCCAAAACAUCGUCCAGGGAUCCAGAGGCUUCGGCGAAAGCGCAGAUGGCUUUGUCUGAACAGGAGUUGUAUGAGCGCUGGGAAGAGAUGCAGAAGACCCGCAAUGGCAGGAAUGAAAACGAUACCCACCCCGAUAAGCAUAAGCCACUGGUAAUCCCAGAGUUCGAUUGGGACAAGAACAAAACAUCUGUGCCUACAGGGGCACACAGUGUUAGGAAAUUUACACAGCGGGCAGCAGCUAUGGACAUUGUCUGGGGCCACCAAGGCGCCACUCCCGAGCAUGCAUCGUGGCUGACUUUUAAUAUGCCUUCCAUGCUACCCCUCAUCAAAGCAAUCACCAAAAUCUCUAAUAUUCAGAAACACAUUCAGGACGCCGAUCCUCUAGCCGGCAAACUGACAGACAUGGAGGCAGCAGAGAUUGAAACAGUACGCAGGGCAGUAGCGAUCGCAGAGGGAAACAGAAUACGGGAGCUUGAGAGGAUCCGCAAGCUGGCGAAGUCCAUCUGUGAGUCAGCUGCAGUCCUCAAGUCUCGCGCACAAGAACUCGAGAAGUUUGAAAGAUAGCGUGACCCCCUUGGCUAUAGUUAAGGGAUGAAGCCUGUCUUAAUUGCUUAGGGAAUACAGACACGCGCGCGCAGAAGUAGGAAAAGUGAGAAGAUUUCCCAAACCCUUCGUGUCAUCCCUUAUCAUUAACCCAGUAGACAAGGGUAGAUACCGGAAGGAAA
Aspergillus alliaceus is the source of this 1150-nucleotide messenger RNA. RefSeq lists its product as uncharacterized. NCBI's taxonomy places the organism in Eukaryota, Fungi, Ascomycota, Eurotiomycetes, Eurotiales, Aspergillaceae. The transcript has a single exon. Bases 171 to 989 code for a protein of 272 amino acids. The record is from RefSeq and is a predicted model, not a curated record.